Ruditapes philippinarum (Manila clam) is the source of this 7022-nucleotide messenger RNA. RefSeq names its product transmembrane protein 115-like. Gene Ontology annotation, biological process: retrograde vesicle-mediated transport, Golgi to endoplasmic reticulum. The transcript is spliced from 3 exons. The record is from RefSeq and is a predicted model, not a curated record. Lineage: Eukaryota; Metazoa; Mollusca; Bivalvia; Venerida; Veneridae. The coding region runs from base 44 to 1084 and encodes 346 amino acids. Gene Ontology annotation, cellular component: Golgi apparatus; membrane.
CGUGUGAAUUUCGCAGGCACCGCAUGACGUCAAAACAACCAACAUGGCAGCCUCCAUGUUUCAGCGAAAUAUACCAGUUUUUAAACAAAAUGUUUCAGCAGCAUUUGGAAACAGCAGUCUUGUUGUAAAGACAAUUGCAGUUCUCGUUUGUUUUGGCUACUUUCUUUCGUUCAUUCCCGGUGGAACGCCUUACAUUACGGUUACACCAGGGUACGUCCUGCCCCCUAAUUUCUGGAUUUGGACAUAUUUGACCCACAGCUUCAUAGAAUUCCAUUUUUGGGACGUUUUAGCAGACGUGUUAGUGGUGAUUUUAUGUGGCAAACUACUGGAACCAUUAUGGGGUGCAAUGGACAUGUUAAUUUUCUUUUUGAUUACAAAUUUUUGCGUUGCCAUAGUAACUUCAUUUACCUAUCUAGUGAUAUAUUUAGCGACUAAAAAUGAGGAGUACUUGUUUGAAACGUAUAUUCACGGCCUUGCAGGAUAUAUUGCGGGAUUCUCAGUCGCUGUAAAGCAGGUAAUGCCAGACCAUGUUCUGAUAGCCUCCCCAUUUGGCAAACUGCGAAAUACACACAUUCCAUUGAUUCUGGUAACGGUGGUGAUCACGUUGAGGCUACUGGGUGCUUUGGACGGGCCAUACCCUUUUAUGUUCACAUGGGGUGUUGUCAUCAGUUGGAUUUACCUAAGGUUCUAUCAAAAGCACACUAAUGGCAAUAGAGGUGAUAUGGCAGACAAUUUCAGCUUCGCCAGCUUUUUCCCCAGCCAGAUGCAGCCAGUUGUUGCAGUGUUGUCAAACUCUGUGUUCUCUAUAUUUGUCAAAUUAAAGAUCUGCAAGAAACCCCAGCGACAUUAUGAUGUCAGUUCCCCGACAACAAUUACAAUAACUCUGCCUGGUACAGAUCCCCAGGACGCUGAGAGGAGAAAAAACUUGGCCAUAAAAGCCUUGAACGAGCGGUUAAGUAAAGCCAGUGAACCGCAAACAAGUUGGCCAUCAUUAGACGAAGACGAGGAAAAAUCGGGCGAUAAAAAUCAAUCGUCGGGAGACAGUCCGUCGUCAUCAUCUCCGCAGAACGAAAGCUCAGCAUAGAUUUAAUAGCAGCACAGUUGACAUGUGUAUAUUCAGCAUAACUUUACGGACGUGCUCAGCAUAAAAAAAUUCACAGCUACCGUCAACAUGGCUUUUAUAGCAUAAAAUUUAAAAGCUGUCCUCAUGGCUUUAACAGCAGAAAUAUGUAUAGUUGUGCGGAGUGCUUUGCAUAAAUUUACAGCUGUAGUGUUACAUUUAAAAAAAAAACACGUGACAAAAACAACUUUUUUCUGUGAUACUCGGAAGGACAGUAAGGAAGGCCCAGGCAGAGGGCUUGGUACAUUCUCAUUUAAUGUAAAUGUAAUACCUUUGUUCUCUAUUCUGUAAUUGUUUAAAAGCAGCACGCUUCCAGAUUUUUGUCGAUUUUAUUUAUUUAUUUUUUUUUUUGUUGAAAACUUUUUUUUUAUUUUGAUUGGGAAUUUUCUAGUGGAAAUUUGAAGAGAAAAAAAAACAUGUUAAGCGACACUCUUGGACUUUGUUCAACAGUUUUUGAAAGCAAGCAUUAUUGAGCAAUGAGGGUAAAGUUUUAUUGCUUAAGGAAACAAGUGGCUUGCCUCUGCUGUGGUAUGAACUUGUUGGUAGCAAUCCUUGGAUUGCUGGUAGGACAUGUUAACCACAGGUGCCAUGCAGCCAGUUCAGUUAGCUAUUUUUAUCACAAUAACUCUACACCAUUAUAAUCAGAUUUUGCUGGUUUUGGUGGUUUUUGCUGGUUUGAAUACAUUUCAGGUAAUGUGCAAGUUAGUUGUGCCAAUGCUAGCCCCCUAUCCUACUGGUAGCUGUGUUUACUUGAAUAUAAUUUAUUCAACUUACUCAUAUGUUACACAGUUGUGAUAUCAGCAAGGGUGGCCUUCAACUUCACCUCAAUGGCAGAGUGAUUACGGUUUUUGGCUUGCCCUUCUCUCCUGUGGGUUCGAACUCCAUCUGGGACUUCGGAUUCUUUCAUUUGAGGAAGCUAUCUCGGCUAGCUAACAGAAGGUGGCUAGAACUACUCAGGUGCCUGCUUGUGCCUGAAAUAAUGCAUGAAAAACUAAUAUCCAAACAAACAAUCAUCAUAUACAAUGCAGAUACAGGGUUUGUUUUUCUUUCUAUAGCAGUGGCCGUUAUAGGGCUGCUUCCUCAAAGAAAAAUUCUUUAAAAUCAUGCAGUUUUCCCCCAAAAUUGAAUUUACAUCAAGUUUUUUUCUUCCCCUUUUGCAAAUAUACCUAGUAUUUUUUCCACAAAACUAAGGGCAGGGCUGCUUUCCCAACCUGUGAUAAAAAGCCCCUGAGAUACAUCUAUAGUAACAUCCUCCCCUGCCAAAAAUUUUCUAUAUAAUGAUGAUUUAAAUGAAUAGUCAGAUAUUAUUAUAGCACCAAUAUGUAAAAGUUUUAUUUCAGUUUUCAUCAGGACUAUAGAAUUAUGAGAGAUUUUUAUCUUAUCUUAAACAUAUGAUAUAUGAUUAUCAGAUAUACUUGUAUGGACCCACAAAAUGGCAGCCAGGGGAGGUAAUAACUGCUAUGUGAAAUGCAUCUAUUUGUUUGCAAUUAGAAAAUACUCAUUGUAGUAAAACUUUUCUGUUUCAAUAACAUACCAGUGAUCUAACAGAUGUUGUACAACAUUUAAAACAGAUGUUUAUACAUAUAUAACAGCUGUAUAUAUAUAGAGGAUAUUGAAUAAGUGUAGGUUCAAUACUGAAUUUAUUGAACAAGUUGAAUAAAAUAAUAUUUUGCAAGCCUCUGGCGAUCAUAAUAUUUUUUUAUUCAACAAGUUCAAUAAAUAGAGGAUAAUGAAUGAGUGUAAGUUUAAUACUGAAUUUAUUGAACAAGUUGAAUAAAACUAUAUUAUGUGAGCCUGUACAAGGAUAUAAUAUUCUGUUUAUCACAUAUCCAAAAUAAAACUGUUAACAGCAAUUAGUGAAAUCAUUUUUUCAUUGACGGGUUUAAAGUGUGACGCUAACAUUUAGUGCGUCUUUACGCUAUGUUUGUAUAAUGCAAAUAACGUCAGGUCAAAAGAUAUGCAUGGCCAAGCAAUACCAUACUGGUUUUCAAAAGCGGCACGGGUAUGUAAUAAACAUGACAACAUGGUUCAGCGCACACCUGGUUUGAUGAAAAAGAUACGUGUUGCUGUAUUCUCCAGUUGCUUGUCCAGUUACCUUAUGUCCCAGGUGUGUGAGAGUGUUGCUUUAAAACUAUGAUUAAAUUAUCAUAAAGAUCACGUCAAUCUGGAUGCAUGCUGCUUUAAAUGUAUGUUUAUAAUAUGUACAGUAGGUAUACGUUAUUACUUUGUUAAAAUGUUAUGUAUGAAAAUAUAGUAUAAUAUUAUAUAUAUAUGUUACUGGUAUAUUUAUGUUCAUGUAAAAUAAAAACUGUUAAUCCUUCAAUGGUAUACAAGGCAAAAUUUGUACACAUGUAUCCUGAUAUAAUUCUUAAAGGGACUCCACUGACGUUUUUUGACAUCACAGGACAGGUACAUCUAUCUAAUAUAUUUUUGAAAUUAAUGUUCCAUUUAAUGUAGGUCGAACCAAUAUUUUUGUGCAAAAUUUCAAAUCAUUCACUCACUCCGUCUCCACAGAAUUAUUAUUCUAAUUAUAAGAAAUGACCGAAAAUUGAAAAGAGUUGCAAUGCUUUUCACUCAAAUCGGGAUAAGAAUAGCAUAAACAAGUGAUUUUUUCAAGUAUAUUUCAGAAUUACAUAUAUCUUUAAAAUAUGCAUAUCUUUCUAUUCUAAGUCCCGUAAUUGACAUGUGGAAGAAAUUGAAAUUUUAUGUUUUUAGGCUUUUAGACCUCAGUGGAGUUCCUUUAACCCUUUUGUUUUCCCUAAUGGAUGAGACUUACUUACACUUUUGGAACUGUCCAUUGUCAAUUUUGGGUGUAUAUUUUGGUUAAAAUUAUGUAACUCCAUCUUUAAUUUGGAACAGUCCAUGUAAUGUUUUUAGGGAUUUUAAACUAGAAAAAAAUUAGAAUAGCCGUGUGUGGUGUCAAAUGGAUGGCUCUUGUUUGAAUUGCUACUUGGGGAGAGACCAUGUGUCUUAAUACAUUUGUACCUACAUGUUAACAUGCAGUGGGGGCGUCCGUGGCUGAGUGGUUAAAGUCGUUGACUUCAAACCACUUGCCCCUCACCGCUGUGGGUUCGAAUCCGGACAGGGACUUUGGAUUCUUUCAUGUGAGGAAGCUAUCCAGCUAGCUUACAGAACGUCGGUGGUUCUACUCGGGUGCCUGUUCGUGCCUGAAAUAAUGCACGGAAGGGCACCUGAGGUCUUCCUGCACCAGUAAAGCUGGAAUGCCGCGAUAUGACGUUGAUAUGACGUAAAACAAAAAAAACAAUCAAACUAACAUGCAGUGGUAGGUUUGAGAAAGAUGACUUGGAAGUGAUUGAUAUAAUUUUCAAGAACUUGGUUUCACAAUAAUUAUGCUUAAAAAAUAUAUAUGAGCCGUGUCACGACAAAACCAACAUAGUGUGUUUGCGACCAGCAUGGAUUGGAACAGCCUGCGCAUCUGCACAGUCUGAUCAGGAUCCAUGCUGUUCGCUUACCAACUCUAUUACAAGUUGAGAAACUGAUAGCAAACAGCAUGGAUCCUGAUCAGACUGCGCGGAUGCGCAGACUAGUCUGGAUCCAUGCUGGUCUCAAACCCACUAUGUUGGUUUUGUAGUGACGCGGCUCAUAUAUAUUUACAAGUUAUAAAAAUAUAACUUAGAAAUAUAUUUAUCGUAAUUUUUCUUGUACCACUUCUUAGUUUCAUUCACUGCCUAUUGCUCUUGUUUUAAAAAAUUUAAAACUAUUUAAUUGGAGCUUUGUAUAUUAAUCAAUUACUCUAAAAUUAAAUAUUUUAUUAUUUGAGCUGUUAGUAAAAUUAAUUAUCAAUUAAAUAUUAGAUUUUUUUGCAGUCGCUGUUUUUUUUAUAGAAAAAAUCAUGCUACAUUAAGUCAUUGUUUAGGUUAUCACUAAGCAGGAUGCUGAUUGGUCACUUUGAAGAUUUGUUUUCAGACGGACCAAUCAGAAGGCUUCUUUUAAAUUCUUCACAUAUCAUUGAUUGAUUCAAUUUGUAAAGAAUUGUUGAUAAAUUUGCGAAAAAAACAAAAAACAACUUGUAACAUAUGGGGCAUAAUUUGUUCAAAUGUAUGGUGUUUUAUUGAUAUGUUAUGUUAAAGGCACAUUAUGUGUCUGAAAUCAAUAAUUUUAUAAUAAUUUUUAUAGUUUAAAUAUGUGUUUAAUUAUGUAUUAAUAAUGGAUUUUGAGCAUGUUAAAUUACUAAAGAACAUAUUGCGAAAGUACAGUAAUGUGUCGUAAAUGUGGUAAAAAUGUAAACAAAGUAGUAUUUUGACUUCCAUACAAAAUGCUAAAUGACUGUAGUUAUACCACUUUCCAAAGAGCAAAAGAUUUUUAUCUAAAUAGCACUUAAGUAGCUUUUUGAAAACUGUAACAGGAUACAAAACAGAAAUAAAAACUAUUGCAUUUCAGGGGCUUAAUGGGCCUUUAAGCUAUAUAUGUAAAUAGUGUUUUAUACCAUAAAUAAUGUAUGUUAAAAGUGCAUUAAAUAUAUAUUAUGUUUUUUGUUUAAAUUUUUGGAUACUGAUUCACCUAUGAAAAUACAAAUGUAGAAAGUUUAUAAACUAUAAAAUCAGAAUUUUUUUUUUACGAGGGAUAAAUAUUUUCGUUGGUUCUUAAAUUUGUGGACUGUGUAUUUUUUCAGAAGGGUAAAAUGUAAGAAAUAUGAAGCAAAAUAAUCUAACAGCAGACGUAAUAAAAUUUUUGUUGCAUCUUUAAUUCUUGGAUUGACUUAUUCAUGGAUCAAUCAUGAAAACCAUGAAAAUGAGGCCCCGAGAAUGAUAAUGUCAAUGAUUUUGCAGUAUCUGGAGAAAAGAAUCAUUAAGACCUAUUUUGGCCAAGUGUGUGUCACUUUCCAAUAAAAUUGAUUAAGAUAUUGACAGUUUUCUCCAUUAAAAAUCUUGGCAACUUAGAACUCUGGCUUUUCUGUUCAAUUAGGGUAAAAUAGAAUAUUUGAGUUGGAUUUUCUCCUGACUUUGCCCUGAGUGUGUUGUAGUCCCAGUUUUGUUAAGUAAGCAUUUACCUAUAAUUUACUUUUCAUGUUUUAUUUUUGGAAUUUAGGAUGAAAUAAAUUUGGAAGGGUAUAUUUUAGUGGUGGGGUUAGGGCGAGAGGGAAAGAACCAAAACUACAUGUAUUUAAAUUGUGCUCCAUUUAUGGCCUUGAAGAAUUACCCAACAUAAGGCUGGGAGAAGACACUUACACAUUUUGUAGCUUGUUCAAGUGUCACGUUUUCGUAAUACUGUAGAACUUCGGUAGGUUGAAUUUGAAGGGACUUGGUUAAAAACUAAGACACAUGUAUGUCUCGACCCGUGAAUGAGUCUCAAUUAAAUGACAAUAUUUCGUAUUUUCAUUGUGAGAAUAUAUAUCAAAAGUACAUACAUGUAUUCAUGUAUAUUGUUUCAAUAUUUAUCACUCAAACAAAGAUUUUGUGCAUUACAUUUCAGUGCAUUAGAUUGAAAGUUGUCAAAUACAAUGCCUAAAUUCUAUUUUGUUGUUUUGGUUUCUUUAGAUUAUAACAUGGGAUAAGUGAAUAAUUGUUUUACUCAUGAUACAGAGUGAGUAAAUCAAAAGUACAUGUUCAUGUAUAUCGUUCCUGUUUUUAUCACUCAAACAAAAGGUUUUGUGCAUUAUGAUUUCAGUGCAUUAGAAUUUUGUGCAUCCAUUUAUGUGUCUUCCUAUUUAAUCUUUAAUUUAUUUAAUAAUCAAAUUAACAUUAUAAUUAUAGUUAAGUAGUCAUGAUUAUGUUGAUGAAAUGGAUUGUCAUCAGCUAAUAAUUUAUUGUUGUUACUGGUUACUCUGCAAAUGGGUUUUUUUGCAGGCUAAUCCUUCAGUACAAACAAACUUUUCAUUGAGCACUUUUGUUCGCAAUAGAUUAGUUAACCUUCUUAGAUUUGAAGUUGUUUCGACCCCCAA